CCGGUCACUCCGCGGCGCUCUUGGUGCCAUAUGAGAUGCGCAAGCAGACGAGAAGCAAGCAAUAGGCUCCUGCAUCUUGUCCUCGAAGCCCCGCGGUGUUGGAAAGAGCAUGCAACGCAUGCUCGGUAGCGCUGCGACUGGUCAUUUGAUCGACUGCUGCUGCGACUACGCCCGGUCAGCAGCAACGAAGAGAUAGAACAUCUUUUGCGCCAGCGUCUUGACCCGAAAGAGGCGUGCGCGCAGUGCUGAAGAAGCGGCAGAAACAGAGACAGAGACAGAAGUUCAAGCAAAAGGAGACCCAGAAGCAGGAACGCUCGACGACAUGUGGCAGCGCGUCAAGACUGGUGGGAAGGCGGGCUUCGAUAAAGCAUACGCUGCUCUCGACAAGCUGGGGCCGCCCAUCAACAACUUGAGCAACAAGCUGGGCUCGGAGGCAUUUUGGCCGACAACGUUGGAUCAAGAAAGCGACAAGGCUGCGCGGAUAUUGAAGAGCUUCUGCAAGGAUGGAUUCUACGUCGACGAGGAAGUGCCGCCGGUCGAUGGGCCCAAGCAAAAGCAGAGGGUGUUACAGAAGAUUCCAGCACAUGUGAUCCGCGAAGCCAAAGGACUCGCCAUCUUCACAACCAUGAGGACAGGUCUCUGGAUCAGUGGAGCAGGUGGUUCAGGAAUACUGAUAGCGAAGAAGGAAGAUGGUACUUGGAGUCCUCCUUCUGGAAUCAUGCUUCAUACUGCCGGACUUGGCUUCCUUGUCGGCGUGGACAUAUACGACUGCGUAGUUGUGAUCAAUACACAGAGGGCAUUGGAUGCCUUCACCAAAGUGCGAUGUACACUGGGGGGCGAGGUAUCUGCUGUAGCUGGUCCUGUAGGCGCAGGAGCCUUGCUCGAAACAUCGGUUCACAAGCACCAAGCUCCCGUAUACACCUACCUCAAGAGUCGCGGAUUCUACGCGGGAGUGCAAAUCGACGGCACUGUCGUGAUAGAGCGCAUGGACGAGAACGAGCGAUUUUACGGACAGAAGCUACCAGUGGCUGAUAUACUUGCGGGCAAGGUUCGGCACGCGCCAUACGAGGUGCGACGCCUGCUCGAGACCAUCAAGGCGGCGCAAGGCGAUAGCGACGUGGACGAUUCCCUGCUACCCACCGAAGCCCCACCCGCUGACUACGAGAUCGAUGAUGGACAAGCAUUUGGAGUGCCAAAGCUUGAUGAUCCAGAUCCGUAUGGCGUCCUUGCACUCGAGAAGGAAGGCAUGAGUCUCAAGGAAGCUGGCACACAAAAAAGAGCAUCUUGGGCAGAAUUCUCUUUCAAUCCCAGUCCUACCUCGCCCAUUUACAAUGUAUACAGACAAAGCCAAGAACUUGGUGCACGAUCUGCUAGUCGGCGAAAUAGCUGGCGGUCUAGUGCUUUCAGCAUGGACCCAAAGACACCAAGCUCGUUGAGAGGUAGUCUUGACCAGCGACGAUCAUCGGUCAUCAUGACGGACACUUCAACACAAACAGACCUCUUGCCAGAUGGACCUGUGUCGCCGGGCAGGAGAAGUAUUGGCGGUCACAGUCAGCAUAGUAGCAAAGGCAGCUUCACGAAUGGCCACUCCUCGUUCAUGCAAGGCGUGCCAGAGCAUGAGGUCCUGAAGACCCCGCAAGAGCAGAUUGACUCGACCAAUAUCUCCACUGCUAAUGGCUACUCGACACCUCCACAUACGCCGCCAGGCAUCUAUGACACUCCCGAAGAUUUGCCAGAACGCGACGACGACCAGUUCGACGAUGUCCAAAUCGUCGAGCAGCCUGUGCUGCAAUCGCUCCAAACUGUGCAGCCGACAGCGUCGAAGGUGCUUUCCAAAGCUCGACUGGUGAAUGUACCGAAGCGCGUUGCCCCAAAGUUGCCACCGCGGAACCCAGGUCGCAAUCUGCCUGUUGUGGUUGGAGCCACGCCCGUGUCUCGCACUCCUUCGCCGACAAAAUCCGCAGCGUCUGCUACUUCACCUGCCGAGGAGGUAUCUAUGGCAGUCGAGCCGGAUUUGACGAAGUCUCAGGCGACGAGCACAGCCCUCCAGGGCAUGGAUGCCACCCCAAUCUCUCUUAUGGCCGAGUCCUCCGGUGCCACCACAUCAGCUUCAAAGCUUCAGACCAUCCAUCUCGAGGAAGAUGUUUCAAAUCAUCUCCGCCCGUCGACAAGUUUAGAGAAAAGUGAGCGAAGUGCAGAGCCGGUAGUGGAGGUGAAGGAAAAGGAAAGCGAGAUGGAAAAGGAAAAAAUGCCAGGCGGAUUUGACUAGGCGGCAGAGAAAAGCGAGGGACCAAAAGAUAUGAAUUAUGAAAGCUGAACUAGAAGGUGGAGUGAGCCGGCGUUUCUUUGGCGAGUACCCAAGUUUCGAUGUUUUUUUAUUGUCAGCCAGAUCAACUGGACAAUUGUAUAACACAGGAGCAUUUCUUUCUAUCCGUUGUCAUAAAUUAUACGAUAAGGGGC
This is a messenger RNA of Sphaerulina musiva SO2202, 2460 nucleotides long. Its product is annotated as DUF500-domain-containing protein. The record is from RefSeq and is a predicted model, not a curated record. The transcript has 2 exons. NCBI's taxonomy places the organism in Eukaryota, Fungi, Ascomycota, Dothideomycetes, Mycosphaerellales, Mycosphaerellaceae. Gene Ontology annotation, molecular function: phosphatidylinositol binding. The coding region runs from base 323 to 2269 and encodes 648 amino acids.